This is a messenger RNA of Lactuca sativa (garden lettuce), 1345 nucleotides long. RefSeq lists its product as uncharacterized. The record is from RefSeq and is a predicted model, not a curated record. Gene Ontology annotation, biological process: regulation of flower development. Gene Ontology annotation, cellular component: nucleus. Gene Ontology annotation, molecular function: DNA-binding transcription factor activity; protein binding. Lineage: Eukaryota; Viridiplantae; Streptophyta; Magnoliopsida; Asterales; Asteraceae.
CUGGUUUUAUGGGUGUGAAUCUUUCUCUCUUUUUCUUUUCUCUUGAUGUCUUUUUGUUGUAUAGUGGCGUUGUAGUUGUACUCUUUUACUAGUCUUGUUCUAGGGUUUUGCUUUGCUCAAUGUGAAAAGGACUUGUCUUUUUCUCCACUAAAAGCCAUUUCGGUGUGUUCUUUUUACUUCAAAGUUCAAAGAGUCGACCUUUCUUUACAGGAGAGCAAAAUACGAAAAGGGUAUUUUCUUGUUCAAACAAAGAAAUGUCUGCAGAGACUGGCGUAACAUUCCCUUACUUUCAAAGUUUCUCACCUGAUGUUCAACAAUUCGAUGAUCUAUGUUACUCACACAAAUCCAAUUCGUGCUUGGGGAGUGUGGUUCAGAGCUCUGUUAUAUCAGAUUUCGAUUUUGGGGGUGAAGGAGAUCUUUUCAAAGCUCAAGAACCGAUGAUCGAGCAACCAUUGGUUACUGUUGACGCUAUGUCGGCGAUCACUUGUGGAGAAGACGACCUUUCUUCACAAGAACUCAGUGUAACAGAUAUCCAGUCGUUUCAAAACGAUGCAUCUCUGAAUGAAAUAUUCCAUGAAUUCAAAGAAAUCUUGGCAAAAGAAGCAACCGAAACUUCACCGCUUUCAGAGGUCUUGAACUAUAAAUUCCCAGUUAGAACAGACGAAAUCCCGAUUGUGAAAGAAAACGUGCAUCCACCUGGACAGAUCGUGAAAAGUGUGAGCUCGGAUUGUUUAAGCUCGAUGGAAUGGGUUCAGCCUGGUGUUUUGAACACUAUGGAAGUGAACUUUGCAAAUGUUUAUGGGAUGCGAAGGGCGUUUAGUGAAGGAGACAUAAAGACUCUUGAUAAUGGCAAUGGAAGCCAUAGACAGCCACAUCUCAUGAGUGAACACACCAUGGAAGACCGUUGGCAGAAGCUCUCAAGAUACAGAAACAAGAAGACAAAGAGGAAUUUCGGUAGAAAAAUCAAGUAUGCAUGCAGAAAGGCAUUAGCAGACAGUCAACCAAGGAUCAGGGGAAGGUUUGCCAAGACAGAAGAAACUGAAAUCUUGAGAAAGUUUUAAUGUAGAAAAUGUAAAGAAGGAGAUGUAGCCAACCUGGUCAAAGUCAAAGCAGGUUUUGUUAAAUAAGGUUCUAUUUUAGUUUAAUUGUAUGUUGUUAUUAGAUUAAUUUCUUGUAUAUCCCAAAUGUUAAACCCCAACUAGUUCUUGAUAUUCUCUUUACAAAUUAGACUAGAACUAAAAGUACUUGUGUUGUUAUGUAUAUAUGUGAUCUAAAUGUAUAAUGUCACCUUGUAAUAAAGAGGUAUGUAAUUUUGGGAGUAAUAAGAGCAAGUAUAUUGAUAGAA